Molecule: messenger RNA, 5321 nt
Organism: Vigna radiata var. radiata (mung bean)
Lineage: Eukaryota; Viridiplantae; Streptophyta; Magnoliopsida; Fabales; Fabaceae
Exons: 7
Coding region: 61-4902 (1613 amino acids)
Biological process (GO): regulation of DNA-templated transcription
Molecular function (GO): zinc ion binding; catalytic activity
Source: RefSeq, a predicted model, not a curated record
AAGGAAAAAAAAAAACAGAUUAAACUACUUAAUUCUUUUGUUUCAUACGAGCGACGACCCAUGGUCCCUAGUACAGUGUUCAAAGUGUUGAAAUCUCCAAAAAUCGGGAUUCUAAAAUUAGCGUCACUGCGAGCUUCAUUUGUUUCCAGAACCGAAAUAACAAUGGACCUGCGUGAAUCGAUCAGCAACCAAACCGAUGUUGCCCUCAGCAUGACAAAGCUGUUGUUGUCGAAGGAAGCUCGGGACAAGAACUUCGUGUAUUCGCCGCUGUCGUUGCACGUUGUUCUCAGCAUCAUCGCUGCUGGCUCCAAGGGUCCCACACUCGAUCAGCUUCUCUCUUUCCUCCGAUCCAAGUCCACCNACCAUCUCAACUCCUUCGCCUCUCAGCUCGUCACCGUCGUACUCUCCGAUGCCUAUCCCGCCGGAGGGCCUCGACUCUCCUUCGCCGACGGCGUCUGGGUUGAGCAAACCCUUUCUCUUCUUCCUUCCUUCAAACAGCUUGUCAACACUGAUUACAAGGCAACUUUGGCUUCGGUUGAUUUCCAGACCAAGGCUGUUGAAGUGGCCAAUGAAGUUAAUUCUUGGGCCGAAAAGGAGACAAAUGGCCUUGUAAAAGAACUUCUUCCUGCUGGAUCUGUUNACAGUACAACCAGACUCAUCUUUGCAAACGCACUGUACUUCAAAGGAGCGUGGAAUGAGAAGUUUCAUGCUUCAAUUACAAAAAACCAUGAUUUCCACCUUCUUGAUGGCAAUUCAGUCAAGGUUCCCUUCAUGACUAGCAAGAAGAAGCAGUUCAUAAGGCCUUUUNAGGGUUUUAAAGUCCUUGGUCUUCCCUACAAGCAAGGUGAAGAUAAACGCCAAUUCACCAUGUACUUUUUCCUUCCAGAUGCAAAAGAUGGGCUNCCAGCUUUGGUUGAGAAGUUGGCUUCGGAACCUGGGUUCUUGGAACGCAAGUUUCCUAAUUACCAAUUGGAUGUAGGGGAUUUCAGGAUCCCAAGAUUCAAAAUUUCUUUUGGGUUUGAAGCCUCUGAUGUGCUGAAGGAACUUGGAGUGGUUUUACCUUUCACUGUUGGAGGUUUGACANAAAUGGUGGAGUCUCCUGUGGGUCAAAACCUGUGUGUUUCUGAUAUAUUUCACAAGUCUUUUAUUGAAGUAAACGAAGAGGGUACUGAAGCUGCAGCGGCUACUGGAAUACUGGUGGGGUGUAGUCGGUCUCCGUCUAAAACUCCGUCUAAAAUAGACUUCGUAGCUGACCACCCUUUCUUGUUCCUCAUCAGAGAAGAUUUAACUGGAACAGUACUCUUUAUUGGCCAGGUGCUCGAUCCUCGUGUUGGAGGUCACCACCCCAGAACAGAAUUGAGUAAAAACAAAUCUAGAAGUGACUCAAAUGGCCUAUUGGUUGAGUCUGAAUCUGGAAGGCCUAUUAGGAUUGCUACAUUCAAUGUUGCCAUGUUUUCACUUGCUCCUGCUGUUUCAGAAUUUGAUGAAUGGGUUGUCUCCAAUCAUGAGCAUGGAUCUAAGAAGAAGAAUCUCACAAAGGGUGAGUUCCCCAAGAGUAUACUGAAGCAAUCUCCAUUGCAUGCCUCUCUGAACAAAGCUCAGAGUCUUUCUGACUCCAACAUUCUGCCACGUUCAAAUUUGAAGGUUUCUAUUAAUCUUCCUGAGAAUGAGAUUUCAUUGGCAAAUAGUAAAGAGGGCACAUCAGAUAGAAUUAUGGGAAAUGUGUCUGGCAGGCAUCAGGUCCCUGCAAGGUCUCCUGUGUGCUUUCCUUUCAUUAUGAACUACUGUGAGGGCAGUGAGAGAUUCGCAAGCAGCAGAAGCAUCCUUGAAGUUCUGAGGGAGAUUGAUGCUGAUGUGAUGGCCCUGCAGGAUGUGAAAGCAGAAGAAGAGAAGAACAUGAAGCCUCUUUCUGAUUUAGCAGCUGCCUUGGGGAUGAAAUAUGUGUUUGCUGAGAGUUGGGCUCCAGAAUAUGGAAAUGCCAUCUUAUCCAAAUGGCCAAUUAAGAAGUGGAAAGUUCAAAAGAUUGCUGAUGAUAAUGAUUUCAGGAAUGUUUUGAAGGCUACAAUUGAUGUGCCUUGGGCUGGAGAAAUAAAUUUGUAUUCUACUCAGCUUGACCACUUAGAUGAGAAUUGGAGAAUGAAACAAGUGCAGGAAAUAUUUCGCUCCAAUGACCCUCCCCAUAUCUUAGCAGGAGGUCUCAAUUCGCUAUAUAGAGCAGAUUACUCAUCCGAGAGAUGGACAGAUAUUUUUAAUUACUAUGAGAAACUCGGAAAGCCUAGGCCAAGGUCAGAAGUCAUGAACUUCAUGAAAUCCAAAGGCUAUAUCGAUGCAAAGGAUUAUGCAGGAGAAUGUGAGCCCAUUGUUAUCAUUGCUAAAGGCCAAAAUGUGCAGGGGACAUGCAAGUAUGGCACAAGAGUGGAUUACAUUCUGGCUUCCCCAAACUCUCCAUACAAGUACGUGCCAGGGUCCUACUCAGUGAUUUCUUCAAAAGGAACUUCUGAUCACCAUAUAGUGAAAGUGGACAUUGUGAGAGUAAAUGCAUCUGCUCAGAAAAAUGUCAUGAGACAGUGCAGGAAACUAAAGAGUAAGUUAUAUUUUAACGGACAAGAAGUUGGGAUCAUGAUUGUAAAGGAUCAUUUUGUUGGUACUGAGCUUGCAAUGACUAAUGCUAUUGUGGAGGAGGAAAUAGACUUUUCUUGUGAUCCGUACAUAGGGUUGGAAUUUGACACAGCAGAUGAAGCACUAAAGUUCUACACUUCAUAUGCAAAUCGAACAGGAUUUAAAGUUCGGAUUGGUCAGCUGUAUAGAUCAAGAACUGAUGGGUCAGUUUCUUCUCGAAGAUUUGUGUGCUCAAAGGAGGGACGUCAACUCAGUUCAAGAACAGGCUGUCCAGCAUUCAUAAGGGUGCAAAUAAAUGGUUCUGGAAAGUGGGUGAUUGAUCAUUUUCAUAAGGACCAUAAUCACAAUCUUGAAAUCAGUGGUGAAAACUGUACUCCAACAUUGCAACAGAAAGGUGAUACAGUUGUGAACUCUCUUACUGAGUUUACUAGGAGGCCAAGGAAGAAAUUGCUGGAAGAAGCAGAUAAUGAUUCCUCUUGUCCCUUUGGCAUUAUUGAUUUCAAACGUCUGAGAAAGGAAGAACUUGAAGGACAGCCCAAGACUGAACCAUAUGUUGGUCAAGAGUUCAGUUCACCUAAUGAAGCCUACCAAUUUUAUCAUGCAUAUGCAGCGCAUUUGGGUUUUGGAGUUCGAAUUGGUCAAUUGUUUCGUUCCAAGAAUGAUGGAUUGAUUACAUCCCGCCGAUUUGUUUGCUCCAAGGAGGGGUUCCAGCAUCCUUCAAGAGUUGGUUGUGGGGCUUAUUUAAGGAUUAAGAGACAGCCGACAGGAAAGUGGACAGUGGACCGUCUCCGAAAGGAUCAUAACCAUGAUCUGGACUCUGAAAAAGAGGGCAGGGCAAAAGAUAUCCAUUCUUCUAAUAUUCUGAAUGACGAUGCAGAUACUGGAUUUGUGAACGGUGACUUGUUUAGAAUCGAUAACUACACUGUCCCUAGAGGAGGUAGGCAAAAUCACAUUAGAAGUGAGUGGUACAACAUUCUUUUAGAGUAUUUUCAAACAAGACAGACAGAAGAUACUGGAUUCUUUUAUUCUGUGGAAGUUGACAAUGGUAAUUGUAUGAGCAUAUUUUGGGCGGAUGGCAGAUCUAGAUAUUCAUGUAGUCAGUUUGGUGACGUCCUAGCCUUGGACACGUCAUACCGAAAAACUGUCUAUUUGGUGCCUUUUGCUACUUUUGUUGGGGUCAAUCAUCACAAGCAACCUGUGCUUCUUGGAUGUGCUUUAGUUGCCGAUGAAUCUGAAGAAUCUUUCACUUGGUUGUUUCAGACAUGGCUUAGGGCAAUGUCUGGCCGGCAGCCUCUGACAGUUAUUGCUGAUCAAGAUAUUGCAGUCCAGAGGGCAAUAGCAAAAGUCUUUCCUGUAACCUAUCAUCGGUUUUCUUUGUGGCAAAUUAAGGCAAAGGAACAAGAGAACAUGGGUCUGAUGGGUGAUGGCUUUACAAAAGACUAUGAAAAGUGUGUUUACCAGAGUCAGACAGUUGAUGAAUUUGACGCCACAUGGAACGUGCUACUCAACAAAUAUGGAUUGAAGGACAAUGCUUGGCUAAAAGAGAUGUAUGAGAAGCGGGCAUCUUGGGUUCCGUUGUAUUUAAAGGGCACAUUUUUUGCUGGCAUUCCCAUGAAUGAAAGCCUUGAUUCAUUCUUUGGUGCACUUUUAAAUGCCCAGACACCUCUCUUGGAGUUCAUUCCUCGGUACGAAAGGGGUCUUGAGCGACGCCGCGAGGAAGAAAGAAAAGAGGAUUUUAAUACUUCUAAUUUUCAACCCAUUUUGCAAACAAAAGAACCAGUGGAAGAACAAUGCAGGAGGCUUUACACUCUUGCUGUAUUCAAAGUAUUUCAAAAAGAGCUAUUGCAGUGCUUUAGCUAUCUCGGGUUUAAAAUAUUUGAGGAAGGGGGUCUGAGCAGAUAUAUGGUGCGAAGGUGUGGAAAUGAUAUGGAGAAACAUGUAGUUACAUUUAAUGCAUCAAAUCUCAGCAUUAGUUGUAGCUGUCAGAUGUUUGAGCGCGAUGGUGUUCUUUGUAGGCACGUGUUGAGGGUUUUCCAGAUAUUACAAUUAAGAGAAGUUCCUUCUCGCUACAUCUUACACCGGUGGACAAGAAAUGCUGAGGAUGGUGUCUUUCCUGACAUAGAAUCGUGGAGCAGCUCUCAGGAACUUAAAAAUUUGAUGCUAUGGAGUCUAAGAGAAACUGCAUCUAAAUACAUCGAUGCUGGUGCAACAUCCAUUGAAAAGUAUAAACUUGCCUAUGAAAUUUUGCGAGAGGGUGGGAGAAAGCUUUGUUGGCACAGGUGACUGCUUUACUGUGUUCUGUGAGGCUGUGCAUACUUGUACAAUUAUUUUUUGUAGCUUGAACUGUUUUUUUGGUGCCAUUUUAGCUCUCUAAUCAAAUGCCCAUAUCUUUCAUUAGACUUAUAUGUUAAGCAGUGCAAGUCAGGUUACUGGUUCAACCAAUCAUUGACCUAUUCUGUUUUUAAGUAGGGAUAGAAACAGAGAUACCCUGUGCUCGCGAGACCAGUUUUUUAAGUAGGCCUAGAAACAAAGACCCUAUGCCCGCGAAAGAGGAGGUGUCACGUCGGUUUCAUCUUAAUUAAGUUGCACCUGCCAUUUCUAUUUCUAGUUUUCAUUGGAAAAAAAAUAAGAAUGGUUUUCCAAUGAGUUAAGGUGGCAACUGCUUCAAGAGGUAUAAGAAUAAAAAUCUUUUUUGGGGUGGA